Parasteatoda tepidariorum (common house spider) is the source of this 811-nucleotide messenger RNA. RefSeq lists its product as uncharacterized. Gene Ontology annotation, cellular component: nucleus. NCBI's taxonomy places the organism in Eukaryota, Metazoa, Arthropoda, Arachnida, Araneae, Theridiidae. The record is from RefSeq and is a predicted model, not a curated record.
AUUAAACUGUAUUGUAUUUAUAGGCAUUUGCAGUUUAAUGAACCACCAGUUAAUGGAGAUGAACAGAAAGCUCCUCACGGUAUGGAAGAAUUCAUCAGUCUCAAAAAUGCAGCAAAACUAGGAAAAGUUAAAAAAAGAAAGAAGAAGAAGAAGACAUAUAAGAAUGAUUUUAUUGUUGUGAAAAAUGAGAUUGUUGAAGAUAAAGGUGGUGUUGGAGCUGCAAAAAUUCUGAAACAGAGCAAAAAUGAAAAUGAACAUCAGUUUAUCAAUCGACUGCAGCGAAUGGCUGACAAAGCAAUAGCAGAAGCAAAAGUUGAAGAGAAAUAUAAUAUUAAACUAGUCAGUGUUGAUAAGGAUGGAAAUGCUAAGUAUAAAUCACUGGAUGACGAAAACAAUGAAACAAAAAAGACACAAAAACGCAAGAAAUACAGAGAGAGACUUAAAGAGAAAAAGAAACUGAAAGCGGAUGAUAAAGAGUUUGAAUUUAAGAAGGAUCAUAUACCAUUUGGAGAUGUUGUGAUGGCACCGCCCACUCUAUCUGCUAAAUCCAGAAGUGCCUUUGCAUUGCCAAAAAAAAAUCAAGAAAUACAAAAGCCUCAAAAUGACAGGACUAAUGAAGCACAGAGUUCUCUGGUGACGACUAAAAUGAAAGAUAUGACUCCAGACAGAAGAAAGGAACUCGAAAACGAGAGGUCCCGAGCUGUUCAAAUGUAUCGUUUGUUGAAGAGCAAGAAAUACUCUUUAAGUAGUUAAAACAAAAUCAAAUAAUUUAUUCUAAACUUUGUGAUAAAUAAACAACAGUUUACAUAAA